UUUGCUUCUCUCUCUAGACUCUGGUAAGUUCAAAGUGUACUUGAAGUAGCAUAUGCCUUCUACACACACAGAGACAAUAUGAUAAUGCUAUUAUCAUAAUUUCAUCCAGAUCAAUCGAAGAGAAGAAGAAGAAGUGAAGAAUAGAGAAGGAACUAAUAUGGCGAAGACAAAACCAGGCAAGAAGGACCUCGAUUCUUACGGUAUCAAAGGCACCAACAAAAUUGUCAGACCUGGAGAUUGUGUGUUGAUGAGACCAUCAGACUUGGACAAGCCUCCUUACGUUGCGAGAGUGGAGAAGAUCGAGGCUGAUCACCGGAACAAUAUUAAAGUACAGGUUCGGUGGUACUACCGCCCCGAGGAGUCUGUUGGGGGUCGCAGGCAGUUUCAUGGUGCCAAGGAACUCUUCUUGUCUGACCACCAUGAUAUGCAAAGUGCUCACACCAUUGAAGGCAAGUGCAUUGUGCACAGUUUCAAGAACUACACCAAGCUCGAGAACGUGGGGGCUGAGGAUUACUUUUGUAGAUUUGAGUACAAGGCAGCUACUGGAGGGUUCACUCCAGACCGCGUUGCUGUGUAUUGCAAGUGUGAGAUGCCUUAUAAUCCAGAUGAUCUCAUGGUGCAGUGUGAAGGGUGUAAGGACUGGUUUCAUCCUUCUUGCAUGGGUAUGACCAUUGAAGAAGCAAAGAAGUUGGAGCAUUUCUUGUGUUCUGACUGUUCAUCCGAAGACGAUUCCAGGAGGUCUUUGAACUCAUUCCCUGUAUCACCAGCUGUUGGCAAGGUAGAAGUGCAUUUUUCUAUUCUGAUGCUUGCAGAAUGAAAAUUAUUAUAUUAUACAAUUGGCAAUUUUUUAAUCUUUUUUUUUUUGAACUUGCAGCAUUUGUAUUGCUGUGUAUUCUGUUAUUUAAAAACUUUUAUGCAUACAUCAUAACUUUCUGAAGCUUUAUUAAUAAGAGAAGUCUAUUAGAGCUAUUUUAAGCUAAAAGAAUCAAUAGUUCAGCGAAAGCCGACCUCAGAAACACUUCCUAAUUAAGAUGCAGCAAUGGACAGUUUAAGGGGUGUUACUGAGAGAUAAAUUUAUAGGGAGCCUGCGUGAGUAUAAUUUUGGAGGCAAUCCUCCCAGUAUCCCAACAGUUCUGGUGAAAACUAAAUGUAGGCUUCAACUGGUUUGCCACCAAGGAGAUGUCCUCAGGCACCACGUUAUUCAGACCCAAGCCAUGCUUAGCUUUAACCUUAGUACCAACUCAAUCUACUAAAUGAUCCUUCUGGUCCUUGUCCAUGCCCUUCCAACUAAAUUCCUGUACCACAAGUUUGAUUCUCUUUGCCAAACUUAUUAUGAUUUUGUACAAGAUAAAUAGUACAACGGGAUACUGUGGACAAGUUUGACUGAAGGUAACUCAAAGCUUUGAUUGAAAAAGCACCCCUAUUCCUUUGAUCCUCUUGAUUAUGGGAAUCCAUAAGAAAAUUUUUGGAUUACUUCCUAAAGGUACACCUAUACAAGUCAUAGGCUACUCUUGUAGUAUGCACCUUUCUCUUGACUA
Messenger RNA from Olea europaea var. sylvestris, 1538 nucleotides. Its product is annotated as chromatin remodeling protein EBS-like. Lineage: Eukaryota; Viridiplantae; Streptophyta; Magnoliopsida; Lamiales; Oleaceae. The record is from RefSeq and is a predicted model, not a curated record. The transcript is spliced from 4 exons. The coding region runs from base 158 to 817 and encodes 219 amino acids. Gene Ontology annotation, molecular function: chromatin binding.